Molecule: messenger RNA, 378 nt
Organism: Eurypyga helias (sunbittern)
Lineage: Eukaryota; Metazoa; Chordata; Aves; Eurypygiformes; Eurypygidae
Product: putative deoxyribose-phosphate aldolase
Exons: 3
Biological process (GO): carbohydrate catabolic process; deoxyribonucleotide catabolic process
Cellular component (GO): cytoplasm
Molecular function (GO): deoxyribose-phosphate aldolase activity
Source: RefSeq, a predicted model, not a curated record
ACUGGUUUGGUGUUUUUUUUUCUUUUCCCACCCCAGAACUCGGCUGGAUCUCUAAAGUGCAUGUGAAUCAACCUGAAGUUGUGAGGCAUGCAGAACAAAUUAAAAAAUGGAGAACUGUGAAAGGUAAUUGGCAAGCUGCUUGGCUGCUGAAAGCCGUCACCUGCAUCGACCUCACCACUCUUGCAGGAGAUGAUACUCCUUCAAAUGUUCACAGACUGUGCUUUAAAGCAAAGCAUCCCAUCAGAGAGGAUCUUCUGAAAGCCUUGGACAUGCUUGAUAAAGGUAUUACUGUCGGGGCAGUUUGUGUAUAUCCCAUGAGAGUCUCCGAUGCUGUUAAUUCCCUAAAGGCUGCUGGCUGUAACAUACCAGUAGCUUCAG